Messenger RNA from Ochlerotatus camptorhynchus, 1104 nucleotides. RefSeq lists its product as uncharacterized. Bases 1 to 1104 code for a protein of 367 amino acids. Gene Ontology annotation, biological process: DNA integration. The transcript has 2 exons. The record is from RefSeq and is a predicted model, not a curated record. Lineage: Eukaryota; Metazoa; Arthropoda; Insecta; Diptera; Culicidae. Gene Ontology annotation, molecular function: nucleic acid binding.
AUGUGGUGGAAUGGGCCGAGCUUCCUUCGCUCGGUGCUGUACGAAGCUGAAGUUCCAGACCUUCCGAGUGACGACGAGAUUCCAGAAAUGAAGCCAACAGUGUCAGUCCACAUCGUGAUGAAGUUCGACGAGUUUCCGGUUCUGACGAAGUUCGAGUCCUUUCGUAAAACGCAGCGGAUUGUGGCGUAUGUUCUGCGGUUUCUGUCCAACUGUCGAAAGAAAAAGGAAGAUCGAGUUAUUACACCUUAUCCAACCAUUCCCGAGCUCCGAGGAGCAAUGAUGAAGAUUGUUGGUGCCGUCCAGGAGCAGGAAUUUUCCCGUGAAAUAGACAAAAUCAAGGCAGGUGAAAACAAUCAUCGACUUGUCAGCUUGAAUCCUUUUCUGGAUAACGGCUUACUACGAGUGGGUGGAAGAAUUCGACACGCUCAACUGCCCUAUAAAACCAAACACCAGCUGAUUUUACCUGACAAGAGUCCAGUAAUUCGGAGCCUACUUGUGGCAACUCAUCGUGAGAACAUGCACGUGGGUGUCUCCAGCGUGAUUACCAUCCUGAGGCAGCAAUUUUGGUUGCUGAACGCAAAGUCGACCGUUCGUAAAGUUGUUAGAAAUUGCGUCCAUUGCUUCCGACUCAGCCCAACUACGAUCGAUCAGCAGAUGGGAGAUCUUCCGUCCUACAGAGUAAACGAAGAACCAGUUUUCGCACAAGUAGGAGUCGAUUAUGCAGGACCUAUCUUUGUGAAGCAGACGGCUCGGAAGGCUACACCUGUUAAGAGUUACAUUUGCAUUUUCGUGUGCAUGGUGACCAAAGCCAUUCACCUUGAGGCAGUGGAGAAUCUUUCAACCGAGGCGUUCUUGGCGGCAUUCCAGCGGUUUGUGUCGCGAAAGGGUACUCCACACACAGUGUACAGCGACAACGGUACCAAUUUUAUUGGGGCCAAAUCAGAGUUGCAUGAGCUCUACGUGAUGUUCCAGACCGAAGCUACCCAGAAGAAACUAUUCGAGUUGUGCCAAACGAAGGAGAUUGCCUGGAGAACCAUUCCCCCUAGGUCCCCCCACUUUGGUGGCCUCUGGGAGGCAGGGGUGAAGAGCUUGAAGCGAUCCUAA